AUGAGCAUGCUCCGGACCGACCCCAACAUCAUCAUCACGGGCACGCCAGGCGUGGGUAAAACGACGCACUGCGAAGAACUCGCCUCCAAGACUGGCCUGCACCACCUCGACAUCAACGAGGUGGUCAAGAAGCACAACAUCGGCGAAUCCAGCAAUGAUCCGGACGACCCAAACACGAAGAUUGUCGACGAAGACCGCCUGCUAGACUGCAUCGAGAACGACCUGGAAGAGGGCGGACAAAUCAUAGACUGGCAUGCCUGCGACCUGUUCCCUCCAAGCUUGAUUGACCUCGUGUGCGUGGUGAGAUGCGACAACAAGAUCCUCUACGAUCGCCUAAAGGCAAGAAAUUACGGCGAGAAGAAAUUGCAGGAGAAUAUGGAUUGUGAGAUCAUGGAAGUCUUACUGCAGGAGGCACGAGAGGCGUAUGAUGAAGAGAUGGUGGUCGAGCUGAAGAGCGAGAGUACGGAGGAUAUCGAUUCCAACGUGGAGCGCAUUGAGAAGUGGAUUCAGAACUGGAAGAAGGAUCACGGCAAGGACAAAGAGGGCGAGGUGCAAGCGCAAGAGGAAGGCAAGAAGGACGAGGAUGAUCCAAUGUUUCUGCAUGGCUAA
Messenger RNA from Lecanosticta acicola, 609 nucleotides. NCBI's taxonomy places the organism in Eukaryota, Fungi, Ascomycota, Dothideomycetes, Mycosphaerellales, Mycosphaerellaceae. The record is from the annotation of a GenBank genome assembly.